UUAUAAUGUCCAUGAAUAUUUUGAAACCACAACCAGCCACAACCUCACUUUUGCUUUUUAAAGUGGCAGUUUGACAGUGACAGCUCUAUGUUUUUGUUUUAUUUUUUGGCAAAAUGAUCGUGUUGAAUGGUGUAUUGUUAUUUUUAAUAUUUUGCACUACUGUUAAUGCGUAUCAAGUAAAUCUGACAUGCGAUAGCCCUAUAGUUUGGGGUGCCCCAUCGAAUUGCUCAGUUACUGUAUACAAUGACGAUAAUGUUCCAGAUGAUGGCAAAUUUGGGUAUAAUUGGGUGAAUGAUUUUAUACCACACGAUUCCAGGGAGGUAAAUACUGGACCAAGCACAGAUUCAUGGCUUGUAACAUACAAUACUUCAAUUAAUUUACCUGGACUUUAUGUAACUCGACUAGAUGUGUGUGUAUGGGAAUUCCUUGGUAUAUAUUGUAAACCACUAGGUUCUGUUGGUAUCACUAUUAAAAUUACAGACACAUUAAAUGGAAAGUUAAUAUCUUCACAAUCCGACAAAGAAAGAGAUAAAUUUAUAUCUUCAGAAGAUCCCCUUCAAAGUUCCGUAGAAUUGAAGGAAUCAGAUAAAAACUUUUUAUCAAAAGCGCCUACUGUACUCUCCUAUUGGUUCGUGGAUUGCAUUUACUAUGGAAUUACCAGCGAUUUGCAGUUUGAUUAUAAUUUCACCAAACCCGAUGAGCAGCACGUUAUUGAAGCCUUGGUAGUGGCUGAUUUUACACCACUACCACCUCCUACAACAACUACUACAACACAGAAGCCUACUACAAGCCCAAAUGUAACUACAACAACAAGUACAACCACUACACACAAACCUAAACCUACCAAUGGCACUACCAUCAUCCCUAAAACUUCCGUUAAGUCUACAGUUAGACAUAAACGAGAAAUUCUUACGAGUCCAGCGCCUACAUUAGUUGGAACAAAUAAUAGCUCAACUAUAAGGAUAUGGCAAAAUGGAACGUUGGUGCCAUACAAUGGUACAUUUCCAUAUGUUUGCAAUAGUACUUUUGUGGUUACAGAUCACAAAAAGGUUUAUGGUUAUUUUUCCAAAACUGUUACAACCAAAGCUCCUAUAACUAAGGUUAAUGUAUCUGGUACAAACUGGUUGAAGCACGAACAGCUUCUGAACCUAAACGUAAAAUGUAGUGGCUCAGGACAAUUGAAGUAUUGCUUAAAAUUCAUACCAGGAAUAUAUAAUGUUACUGGGAAUGAAACGUGCGAAACCUAUGAUGACUUGAAUGAAUGCAAUUUUAACAUUGAACGCUAUUUUCAUGGUGCUGAAAAACAUACCGUGCUCAUUAUUAUUAAAAACGAUGUCAGUAUUAAAGUAACUUCAGUUACUGUAACUGUAUAUAAAGUAAAACAACAAGCUCAAUUAUCAGUUAUUGUAGUUCCUGUGGUUUUCAGCCUAGUAGCCAUUGUAACAGUAAUAUUUGGUGUUGCUUAUUAUCUACAGAAUCGUUCAAGGAUUAUUGUGGAAGUGGCCAACUUCGACUUUGGCAAACAAUACUCGGACAUGGAGUACAAGACCUUUAAAGACAGGUUAAAAGACUCGAUAGCGAACGCUUUCAGUCAGCCCUCCACCUCUUCAGAGUCUCAGGAUUGGUCGUCCGGCCACAAGUAUGGCAGCAUGACGUAAAAACAGUCGGUAACAUUCUAUCGAUAUUAUUUUAGUUUACCACAGAAAUGCUCAUUCAAACCAUUGUCCCACUGUUAAUACCAGAUUUUAUUUUGAUUUACUUGCGUUUUUUUUUGUAAUUUUUUACGUUUGUUUAGGGCUUUGAAUAAGAAGACUAAGGAAGGAGCAUAAUGCUAUCCAUGUAUUUAUGCAUGGUGGACGGAAA
This is a messenger RNA of Sitophilus oryzae (rice weevil), 1863 nucleotides long. RefSeq lists its product as uncharacterized. The record is from RefSeq and is a predicted model, not a curated record. Lineage: Eukaryota; Metazoa; Arthropoda; Insecta; Coleoptera; Curculionidae. The transcript has 9 exons. Bases 114 to 1658 code for a protein of 514 amino acids.